GCAUAACAUGUUGAAUGGAUCUUGGAGUAAACGACUGCCAGUUUCAGUGGCCGUGAUUGUGAUCGUCGUAAGCGUUCGGCGAAAUUUACUAUUUGUCGCCGGUUUUACGAGUUAUAGCGCCCCGUAUGUUGUGCACUGUCCGAAGGCUGUGUGCGUUUUUGCCUCCAAAGGUAUUGGCUUAUUAUCCGUACCGAAUGUGCGAACACUGGACCGCUCCUUUGUUGCAGUGGCCGCAACGAAGAACUAGUCUCGUAUGAAUCUCUUACUAUUGAGCUUCGAGUGCAUCGGUUCCGUGAGUACAUCUCCGGCGUGGCUUUAGUUUCGCUUAGGGCCCCGAACUGUACUCGUCGGUAUGCACCCUGCGCCUGAAUUGUAGUGGGACCAGCGUGAGUGCUUGUUCGCUUUUGGCGGGAGUUCGCUACCUCAUCAACUCGCAGCUAUGGGCACGUCGUCCGAAGACGUCCUUCUCAUGGUCAGCAACGUGCGCUACAAGAAGAAUAACGGGACCCUCUAUUUGAUGGCAGAGCGCAUUGCGUGGAUGUUGGAAGGCAAGGAUUCGUUUUCCGUGAGCCACAAGUAUGCGGACAUCAAAAUGCAAAAGAUAUCCCCCGAUGGCAAGGCCAAAGUGCAGCUUCAAGUUGUUCUGCAUGGCGCGGAGGGCUCUGCAACCACUUUUCAUUUCGUCAAUCCCCUGGGCACCCAGGCUCAACUGGAAGACAGGAACAGCGUGAAGGAGCUGCUGCAGCAGCUACUGCCAAAGUUCAAGAGGACCUUAAAUUCUGACCUCGAAGAAAAAAACAGGAUUCUUCAGGAAGACCCACGCCUGUUCGAGCUGUACAGGAAUUUGGUUGUCAGCCGUGUCAUCACCCCAGAAGAGUUUUGGGCCAACCAUGCUCCUAAGAAGACUGGAAGCACUCAGGCGUCCCCUUCGGCUCAGCCUGUCGGAGUUUCGGCAGCAUUCUUGGUUGAUGUGCAGCCGCAGACAGAUGGUACAGAAGGCCUCAAGUACAACCUCACAGCUGACAUCAUCGACUCCAUAUUUAGGACAUAUCCCGCUGUGAAGCGGAAACACCUGGAAAAUGUUCCAGAGCGCAUGACCGAAUCGGAAUUUUGGACGCGCUUCUUCCAGUCCCAUUACUUUCACCGAGACAGGCUUCACACGAGCACACGAGACCUGUUCUCUGACUGCGCUCGCAGCGACGAUAAAGAUAUACAGGAGGCUAUCUCGAAAGGAUUCCGGGAUCCCUUCGUUGACAUCUCAUCUUUCCAAGACAUAGAAUCAUUUAAUGAACGGGACCUGCCAGGGUCAGUGGCAUCUGCUGGGAGCGUUGCGAAUCACUCUAUGAUUCGUAGAUUCAACCAUCAUUCAAUGAUGGUCCUGCGAGCCUGUGGUAAUGACAAGGACGCCCCUAUGGAGCUUUCGUCCCAAGAAGAAGAUCCUCUUGCUAUCAAACAUGCCAGAGUGUGGGAAAAGACACAGCUGGAGGACUUAUUGGGCAACAAUGGGAGUUGCAGCGGAUUCCCGGUGCGACUGGGCCAGGGCGAGCGACACCAGCGGGGACCUACGGCGGGCGACAAUUCGACAACGCCUGAGGAUCGCGUGGCACCCAGCGUCCUUCAACGAGAGCUGUCGAACUGGACGCCCUCGGGACAAGGAAUAUUGCCUGCCUCGGCGGCCCUGUCAGUCCUGGGUGAAUUAUCUCCCGGUGGUGCUCUUAUGAAGAACGCACAGCAGGUGCCCCUCAAAGACACAGUGAGCUUGGACGUUCAGCGAGAUCUUCGCAGCAUUUACACAGCCCAGUUCGAGCUUCUGCGGCACUUCUGGACGUGCUUCCCCAGCACCAGUGCACAGCUUGAAGAAAAGGCAAUUAAUAUGAGGUCCACCCUGGAACGCUUCCAGUAUGCUCAACUUCAACCAUUCCGAGACAAGCUGCUUCGUGAGCAUCACACUCCUGAUUUGGCGAGCCACCUGGACGACCUUCUACAGGCAGCCUACACGAAGUUUAGCAGCUGGCAGUCUCGGCGCUUGUCGCUUGGGCGCAGGUGACCGAGAGCACAGCCAUGGGACGUUGUAUAAAGAGCGCAAAAUAAAAAAAAAACAAGCCAGGAA
Molecule: messenger RNA, 2110 nt
Organism: Rhipicephalus microplus (southern cattle tick)
Lineage: Eukaryota; Metazoa; Arthropoda; Arachnida; Ixodida; Ixodidae
Gene: Tfb1
Product: transcription factor B1
Biological process (GO): DNA-templated transcription; nucleotide-excision repair
Cellular component (GO): transcription factor TFIIH core complex
Source: RefSeq, a predicted model, not a curated record